Scleropages formosus (Asian bonytongue) is the source of this 2385-nucleotide messenger RNA. RefSeq names its product TUB like protein 3 (gene tulp3). Gene Ontology annotation, cellular component: cilium. The record is from RefSeq and is a predicted model, not a curated record. Lineage: Eukaryota; Metazoa; Chordata; Actinopteri; Osteoglossiformes; Osteoglossidae. The transcript has 14 exons. Bases 228 to 1799 code for a protein of 523 amino acids. Gene Ontology annotation, biological process: protein localization to cilium.
UUGGUCACGGUUACCACGGCUGAGGAGCCCUUGCGUUCUCAGUCAGGCCAACAGCUGUGGGCUCCAUAGCAACCGCACAUAAACAUUUGUGUUUAUUCAUUUAACUGGCGCCUACAGUCAAGGCGAUUUACAAUGUUAAGGACAGUAUACUAAGUGCCUUGAUCUGUUUGUACCGCAGUCAGCCGGCGAGGGCUCAUCCAGCGCGCUACCCGCUGCCCCCUGGUACCAUGAGUUACUCCAGCGCCAGACCCCCCAGUUCCAACAGCUUCUCUUCUACCUCAUCAACAAGCACCCUGGAAGAUGAGAACAGCAGCCUUAGACAGCAGAAGCUGGAAAAGCAGAGGGCGUUGCUGGAGCAGAAGCAGCGGCGGAAGAGGCAGGAGCCUCUGAUGGUGCAGCCCAACCCCGAGGCACGGCCCCGGCGCUCCCGGGUGCGCCGCAAUGAGGAACAAGCCCCCCUGGUGGAGUCGCGGCACAGCAACACCAGCGAUAUCAUUCUGGAUGGUAUCGAUGGGCCAGCGGCGUUCCUGAACUCAGAGACCUCUGAUCUGGUCAACAAGGUCCAGAUCCUGUCUGUCAGUCAGCCGCAGUCCCCUGUGGCAGAGGAACCAGACGGGGAUGGGGACACGGAGCAGCUGCUGGAGACCAAGACGGACGUCCACGAGCUGUUGAAGAGGCAAGUAGCGCGGGACACCCCUCACAGCCCCGCCGAGCACAGCUCCUCCCCUGCUCUGUCCGUCCAGGAGCAGGUGGACGAGGGGCAGGAGAAGGCUCCCGCGGAAGCUGCACAGCGCCCCCUGUCUGCCAGGGAGAAACUGCUCCAAUCAGGGCUCUCUGGCAGCCUGAAGUACGACGAGGCCAGUGAUGAUGAGGAGGAGGAGGAGGAGGAGGAGGAAGACCGUGCCCAGUCCCAGUCUCCAAGCACAGAGACUCCCCGACCUGCGUCUGCCUCCAGUGCCAAGUCCAACACUGAAUGCACAGACCCUGGGUCCCCCACUGCGGAGGCCCUCGCCAUCGAGGUGGACAACCUGGAGGAGUUUGUGCUGCAACCCGCACCCCGUGGAGUGACGGUGAAAUGCCGCAUUACACGAGACAAAAAGGGCAUGGACCGCGGCUUGUACCCCACCUACUUCAUGCACAUGGAGAAGGAGGACGGCAGGAGGGUGUUCUUGCUCGCGGGAAGGAAGAGGAAGAAGAGCAAGACGUCCAAUUAUCUGAUCUCGGUGGACGCGACGGACCUGUCCCGUGAGGGCGAGAGCUUUGUUGGGAAACUGAGGUCCAAUCUGAUGGGGACCAGGUUCACAGUGUAUGACAAUGGCAUCAACCCCAACAAGAACCCUGGGUCUCUGCUCGAGGAGUCCAACAGGCGGCAGGAACUGGCCGCCAUCUGCUAUGAAACCAAUGUUCUGGGAUUUAAAGGUCCCCGCAAGAUGACCGUGAUCAUCCCAGGCAUGAAUAUGAACUUUGAGCGGGUCCCAGUGCGACCAACCAGUGAGCAGGAGAGCCUGCUGUCCAAGUGGCAGAACCGUGCCCUGGACAGCCUCAUCGAGCUGCACAACAAAGCCCCGGUAUGGAAUGACGACACGCAGUCUUACGUGCUCAACUUCCACGGCCGCGUCACGCAGGCGUCUGUCAAGAACUUUCAGAUCGUCCACGACAACGACCCGGACUACAUCGUGAUGCAGUUUGGCCGUGUGGCGGAGGACAUUUUCACCCUGGACUACAACUACCCGAUGUGUGCCCUGCAGGCCUUUGCCAUUGGCCUGUCCAGUUUCGACAGCAAGCUGGCCUGUGAAUGAGGACGACCCAGCUUGCCUUUAGCAUCCCGUGUCCCCUCCACCAUAGCACCCUGUCUGGUGUCCUCUGGCCCAGCCCCACAAACUUAUGACUUUCCCUUGAAAUAAACCCUCUCCUGCAAAGCCCUUCCCCUGGUUUCCUUUUUACCCCAGGGCCUUCUGUUGGCAGUGACACUCCAGUUUGCUACUGUGGUCAUCAUGAGCCCUUGUGUUCAGUCUGCUGCAUGCAACUCAAAAAGGGACUUGUAAUUAUAAUGAGAGGAUGGAGACAUUCGCAUCCAUAUUUUUUGUAGAAAAAUUAAAAACAAGUAAAAAUGAUGGUAAUGAGGGGUAAGCUGUCUAAUCAUUAUGCCUCUUGUGAAAUGUCAACCUUGAACUUAAAUAUUGUUUUCUUAUGUUUUCUGUGUUUCUGUGGUGUCAGCUGUGUCAGCUGGCAUGUUUCUCUACAUGGUCUUCAUACGAGCAGAAAGAAAACCUGAACACUGCUGCUUCAGUGUCUGGGCUGUUUUGGCCGUGGGUUUGAAUCUAGCUCAGUUUGUGUGGAGUUUGCAUGUUCUCGUGUUCACGUGGGUUUUCUCCAGGUGCUCUG